Letharia columbiana is the source of this 1326-nucleotide messenger RNA. RefSeq lists its product as uncharacterized. The coding region runs from base 1 to 1326 and encodes 441 amino acids. Lineage: Eukaryota; Fungi; Ascomycota; Lecanoromycetes; Lecanorales; Parmeliaceae. The transcript is spliced from 2 exons. The record is from RefSeq and is a predicted model, not a curated record.
AUGCCCGUCGCUCCUCUCGCCGCGAGGGCGACUAAUACUUCCAAGCCAACGGGUCUGCAAUCGGGCUCGACGAAACCUGUUGUUAUCGGCAUAGCAAUCGCAGUCGCCCUCACUUUCAUACUAAUAGCAGUCUACGUCUAUGUUGCAAAGCGACGGCCUCCUAACUACUCCACCAGCCCAAAGAAGGACCCGAGAUGGCGCUCUUGGACGAACAAGGCUGGACGCCUACUUCCGUUCAAGAAGAAGUCGGGCGCCAGGAGCAUACAGGAUCAAGAGACUUCAUACGUUGCAACCAAUACAUCAACGAGAGAAUCUACCAUGCAUUCUCUGGCCGAGAUUCCGCCAAACGAUGGCGUCAAUCGUAACACUUCCAUUCGCAGCAUCAUGACGCUUCCUCCCUAUCACCCAACACCUCACCCCCAUGAACGCCUCAUAGCUCGUGAAGGCGAACGCGGUGGCGUGGACACUGUUGUCGAAUUUCCAGAAACAGCAGAAGAGGAAGAAGAGCGAAGAGAGCAGGACAUGGAAUCACUCUACCAGAUCCGACAAACGCGGCGACAGGAAAUCAAUGAACGCAACGACCGUCGAAGAGAACGUCAGGAAGCGAGAGAAGCAGGCGACUGGGCACGUCUCGAACAACUCCGUCUCCAAAGUGAAGCACGCGCUCGAGCCCGUGCUGGAAGUUCUGCGAGUGCAGGCAGUAGCACAACCAGCUUGCCCAUCGCAGCUGCCAGCGCCAGCUCAAUGAUAGCAGACCACCAGGCCCGUGCUUCUAGCAACGACCGCCGUGUCAGCUCCGUUAGCUAUGCUGAGCUAGGUCUCGCACGCCAUGAUGGCUCGAGGUUACGAGCCGAUAGUGUCGAAUCAGACCAUCGCCCUCUUCUCGAUUCUGCAGCAAGCAUGGGCGGUGACCAGCGCAACGCCUCAUCUUCGCGGCGCAGCUCCCUGUUCCACCUCCCUACCCACCGCUUCCACUCCCAUGCUCGAGCCGCUUCUGCGGAAUCCGUCAUGACGACCGAUAGCGAACUCGCGGACAUGACGCCCCAGAGUUCGUCGGAGGAUAGAAGCGGUAGCGGCAGUGAUCCGACCAUGCGUACGCCGAGCGUAGGGACAAGUAGUGAACCGUCCCCACCGAUGGGCGAACCACCGGAGUAUGAGGACGCGCCGCCUUAUACGAGUCCCGUGGCCGGGAGGGGGGAGGGUGUGCCAAGGUUGCCGAGCUUGAGGGUUGGGGAGAGGUUGCCGGCAAUUCAGAUUACAGGGAGUACGCCUGCUGCUACGCCGGUAAUAGGAACGCCCGCAGAACACAGUGACCAAGAGCGAUGA